Molecule: messenger RNA, 342 nt
Organism: Strongylus vulgaris
Lineage: Eukaryota; Metazoa; Nematoda; Chromadorea; Rhabditida; Strongylidae
Source: the annotation of a GenBank genome assembly
AUGCUUAAGGAUGCAGACAUGGUUGACCCGCCUGCUGGGAUAUUUAUUCGUUCGUGCGCGCAGUCUCCAAUUACUCGAACAAAUAACCAUCAUGAUCGUCUCCGUAUCCCGCGAAUCCAAGCCGCGUCUCCAGCAAUGUGCGCUGACUGUUGGUUGCGCUCGACCUCUGGUGGUGCGUCUCUCGACUUCCUUCCGACAUCAACCGCGUUUACUCUCCCACUCUUCCCAAAUCCUGUUGCUUGGAACUGUCAGUUUCAUCCAAUUCCAUUUGCUAUAUUACCACUCGUCCUCUCGUUUGAUGCUUCGCCAUCCUUGUAUCGGCGCUUCCGUUUCAUGUUUUGA